Molecule: messenger RNA, 773 nt
Organism: Trichobilharzia regenti
Lineage: Eukaryota; Metazoa; Platyhelminthes; Trematoda; Strigeidida; Schistosomatidae
Source: the annotation of a GenBank genome assembly
GGAUAAUUUUGGAAGCAGUUGAUUUUUAGUAAUCCAAACGUGGUCUGACAAUGAAAUAUUCAGCGUUUCUGUUGGCGAUUUUGUCGGCCAUACUGACGUCUACGUGUGAUGGAAAUGCUCUGAAUAUUGGUAUAAUUUAUGACAAUGAACUGGGAAUAUCUGGAGAAGCUUUGAUGAGACGAUUCGAUGAGUUGAGUGCCAAAAUGGAAUAUUAUGCUGAUUAUCCGAUCAGAAAUUUUUCUCUGCCAAGCCCACCUGCAUUAAACAUAACUGUAAAUGAAUUUACAGUUGGUCAAGUCUGCAACUUAAUCGAGAGGAAUGUGCAUGUGAUCAUCAGCCUGACCACCUGCUCGGUGGCACAGUUAAUCGAAUCACAAACUUCACCACACAGAAUAACACAUGUGGCUAUCCCCAGACCAGCAUGCUCUAAAGAUUCCAUCGAUUCGAGUGCACUGUCAGCCUCAACAACAAUAUGGAUUCAACCAACACCUGAGCAUACAAGCAGAGCGAUAUACGAAUUAAGCGAAACUGAACGUGCUGCUUUAGCUUUACUUCUAAGUGAUUCACCUACUUUAUUGGUAUUAAUCAUCUUUGUGACAAAUUGUUCCAAUGGUUAUCUGAGAAAUACAACUGCGCACUGUCAAUACUCUAGAUGUGAAUAGUAAACUCCUCGCCGAGGAGAAAUUUAUUUAUCUUCGUGAACACGGCUGGCACAAUGGUUAGGACUCUCGCCGACCACGCACAUGGGCCGGGGUUCGAGGCCGCGCCGACGC